CGUGAAAUCACGAAAAACAAAAGAUUUACGCAAAACGGUGAUGGCGGCAGAAAGUUCUUGGGCCGUCCUUCCUAGCAUAAUAAUUGUUCAGAUAUUGGCAUAUUUGACACCGUCAGACAGGCUCAAAGCAUCAGCAACGUGUAGACGGUGGCGGAGUUGCCUUUUUGAAUCUCAGUUAUGGGAAAGCAUCACGUUUGACUUCACAAAUGGGAAUGCAGAAGGCGCAAAAUUUUUGACGCAGAAAUGUAGCUCAUUUGUGACAUAUGCUAGAGCAAAACUUAGCUUUUGCACUGCAGAUUACGUGCUCAAUGCAACAAGGCUGCUUUCGAGAUUAUCUAGAAACAGGAGACUCCGACGAUUAGCCAUUCAACCCAAGAGCAAUUAUGUUGAAUGGUUAGAAACUUCGGAAACGCAGGAUAACUUUGUUGAUUCUCUGAUUGCAGUCACAAAACAUGCUAGGAAGCUAGAACAUCUUUCGUUAGGCUGUAUCCAAGAACUGACUGACUACGCCGACACUUUCAUUGCUGUUUUGUCACAGCACGAAGCCAGUAAACUUAGAGCUCUUCAUUUAGAGAGUGUAAAGGAAGACCCAGAUGAUUAUGGUCUAAUUGAGCUGCCCCUUACUAAGUUAAAUCUGUUGCACAAUCUUCAAGUCCUGGGCAUUGAUUUUGAUCACCUCAGUAACUCUUUGCUUGAAGGCUUCAUUGACAAUCAUAAGGCCAAACUAGAAAAGCUCAUUGUCAAUGUUCAUGGGAUCCAUCCUGCUCAAGAACAAGUCAGAAAUCACACAUGGUGGCGUUUAACUCAACACAGUCCCAAGUUACGAGUCACACUGAAUCUCAUCCACUCAGCUGAUGGUGUGGAGCAGCUCAUGAAUAUUCUCAAGCCAGAUAUACCCCUUGCCAUUUUGCGUCUUUUCUUUUGCACAACAAUCAAUGCCCAUGCCAUUGAUUUCAUUUCAAAACAUCACUGUGAGACCUUUGAGAAUUUGUAUGUUGUUGAGGGAUUGGAUGAUGGAAACCCUAAUACCUUUGAGGAUCAGAUUGAUGAUGGGAACAUGUUGGUGAUGUUGGCCUGGAGGUGUAAAGUGUUGAAACAUAUCACCUUUAUAGGAUACUUAAUGGAGAGUGAAGAUCUGGCAUGCAUAGCAAGACUGCGAGGUCCAGGCCUGGAAACCCUUCAGGUCCCAGAAUCAUGCAUUGGGACAGUGCCACGUGUAGAACUAGCUGAAGAUGAGGACAUCGAGGUGGAAGAGGUGCUCACUUUGGAGGAAUUAACACAUGAUGUAUCUCACCACCUCCAGCGUCCCUGGAAAGCACUGUCAGAUGGUGACGUUCCUGCAGCAGUUAUUGAUGAGGAGGCAGAUGCUGAGCAAGCAUAUCUCCCCCUCUUGCUUCAGGACCAGCAAUGGUAAUUACCACCACCUCUUCCAAAAGAACUGAAAUGACCCUGUAGCAGAUGUUUGAUUGCCAUCAGCCAACUGAAGAUAAAGAUUCCUCCAAUGACAUCCCAACCAGCUCAACUUAGGGAAAUCUCAAGUUUGUGACACAUUUACAGUAACAUUGGAAGCCAUCUUUUUUUCCUCAAAGCCAUCCCUGCCAACCUCAAACUUGAGGAUUGCCUAUUUCUGUUAUUAUUUCCAAUUGUAGUGAUUAUUAUUGUGGUAGCUAAUCAGUCAGGCCAUGCCAUAGACAUAUUACCAUGACACUGGUGUAAAGAAGUCAAGAUCAAAAGGUUGUGAUAAUACCUGACCUCCAUCUGUGCCAAUACUUUAUGUAAUAUUACAUUUUAAUUGCCACUUACACCAAAGAGGAGGACAGUCAUUUACUGCCCUUAAAACAGGUGUGAUAUGUAUAUAGUGGAAAUAUAAACCUUGGAACACAGAGAGUAGAGAAAUUGGAACAUGAAAGCUAGCUUGAACUUGAGUGGAAGAGAUUCGGUUAUUUAUGGAUGCCUCACACAAAAGAUAAGCAAGCAGUACACUAAUGAAGAGGAUAAUAAGUGAGAUGAUGUUUUUAUGUGAAAUCUGAAUGACAUCCACACAGCAUCUUACCAAAUGCAGCUGAAUAUUUUAUACCUAGCUAAGUUAUUAAGAACUUCAUCAAAUUCAGAAAAUUUAUGAGGUGGUUUAAAAGGAAGUUGAAUCUUGUGUAAGCAAAAUUUUGUCACCAUCAAAACAACAAGUGCCACUUAGGUUGAUUUCUUUAUUAUUUGAAAGAUAUGGUUAAUUCCAUGAUAUUGGAUUUCAGAACAAGGGCAUGUGUAUCCAGUUUAACUUUCUUGAUUUAAAUUGGAUUUUUAACAUACCAACAACUGUGAUGAGCCAUGUAUAUAUCAUAUGCCAAAAAAUGUAAAGAAUUAUGAUGUGGAUCCACAAUCUUGCUUGUCUCGCUCAAUAUCUGUGAUUAGCAAAAUGUUUGGUUACCAUAUUAGUAUAACAUUCCCAGAGUCAGUCAUCUAUGUAGGGUCCAAGCAUUUUUGUGUCAUGUUGAAUUUAAUUUAAAAAGGUACUUCAUUGACUCAUUGAAUAGCUACGUGUAGACUGAUACUGCAAGUUUUCGUUAUCAUUUUAUCUCUGCACAUUAGAAACUUGUGAUAUGAUACGUGGUGAUUUGUGAUAGAACCAUACAGUGUGUUUGAAUGCCAUAAUGUGCCAGUAUGUUCAUUACACAGUGUGUUAUGAUAAUGUGCUGCAGUUUAAAUUUGAUUUGUUUUUAUCUUUUGAGGCAAGCAAGAUAAGAAACAAAAUGCCAUGUAUACCAAAGAUGUGCGAAAGCUAUAAGGCAUAGAUAGAAGGAAACAACUCAAAAUGGCCAGGUGUAAAAACAUUUCACAGUUCUUAAGAGUGCCCAUAUUGGGUGAACGGUUAAAUAUUCUAUUUAUAGUGUUUACUUAUUUUAUGUAUUUCAUCAUUUUUAUGGUUGUUGUUGAUAUAGGUGUCAUAUUUGUAAUAAUACUAAGUUGUUAUAUAAUAUAUGCAUGUUUGAUAAUUAUAGUAUGAUAAUGUUUAUUAGAUAACAGAUUAGUUCUGCUGUACUGUAGAAGCAGCAGUUUCUUACUCAAAUGUUAAUCAAGAUCGUAAACAACCUCUAUAAAAUCCCUUUUUAAGUGCAGUUAUGUACCUUUGAGUUAUGGUGCUAGGAGUCCAGUCAUACCAGUGAAAGAUACACUAUAUACAAUUUGCUCAAACUGCUAACUAGGUUUCUGGUUAUACUAAUUCACAUGACAGUGGAGUUGAAUCUUGUUUGUUUGAAAAUAUGUUUCAUUUAGCACUGUUUAGAUUAGAUGGUUGAGGUUUGAAAUGUAUGAGGUAUUUGUUAAGUAGGUAGUUUUUAACUCCAAUCAAAUUUGAUAUUGUUAUAGGUUUAUGUGUGUUUCAGAGAUAUAUAUCUUAGCGUGUACUUCAGCAUGUACUCAUGUAAAAAUUUACACUGAAACAUCUUACACAAAGGACAAAUGGCUUGAAGAGAAAUGUGAAAAGAUGGACAUGGCGUGUAUGCCCAUAUACAUAUAUACAUAUAUGCACAAAUUCCCAAGAUCACACAAUGCUCAGGAAGUGAAUUAGAUUGAAAUACAGGAGCUACAUACAGAAAGACUUACAUUGUGCAUGUAAACCUGUGGAUGAUAUAAAGAACACAGUCGACAUGUAUUCUGUUGAAAGACUGGCUACAACAACCUCAGGAUGAAGUCACAUUAUUUAUAAAAUCCAGUACCAUGUUUCUGCCUCAUUGUUACAGGAGAAAGUGAAACAGUUUCUCAGUAUUUAUUGAAUGCUAUAUCGUCCUUCCCACCUGGUUACUGCAGAAGCAUCCAGCAAGCCAAGUGAUUCAGAAAUACUGGUGCAAUGGUUCAUUUGACAUGGCUCUAGAAAUACAAUCUCAAAGAGACUUAAUCUAAUAAUUUAAAUCAAAAAGAGAUGCUUCCGUCAACUCUCUGUCAGGAGUGAUUCAUUUAACGAAGGAAAAUGAUCCAUCAAAAGUAUUCAUUCAUUACAUCCAAUAACAAGUGCCACUGUUGUUUUAAUAGAUUGCAUUGGUGAAAUUCAAAUGUGAUCACUUUUUCAAGACUGGGAUAACAACUGGUUCUAUGCUUUGUAGGUUAGAAAAAGUGUCCUGGCAGGUCCAACACUUAAUUUACCAUCACAUAUGCCUUUGCAGAAAGAGAGAAAGAGCAAAAGGAAAUAUGUUGCAAUCAUCAAAAGGACAAAAAUUGACAUUGGCUUUAGACUUAAGAACUUUGAAGUCUAGUCUGCAAAAAUGUGAUUCAUAAUCAAGCACCAUGCAAGGCAUUUAUAUAUAUAUGUUAAAGAUAGAGAAACUUCCACCUAACCGCAGGAGAUAUUAUUUUUAUAUGUUUUAUUGUUCAGAGGUUACCACUGCAAAGUCCAAGGAAGAACCCAACUGUGAUAACAUCUAAGGAAAAAAGACUUGUAAAUAGAUGUAAAAACAAACAAACAAAAGCAUGUACAAACUGAAGAACAAGCAUCAUUGCCAUGGAUGCCAAAUGUUUGAAAAUCCCAGUGCCACAGAAGCCAUGGAUGAGAGACGUGAAUGUUAUAAUGAACUUGUCUCCCAUGACCUUGCUUUAGGUGGACCAUGUGUCUUACAAACCAUUCAUGUCUAGUCAUAUGCACAUGGAACAGAAUGUUGUACAUCGUCUUCAUAAAUCCCAACACAUCUGAACUUAAAGCUGCUUAGUGCUUUGUAUGACAUGGUGUAAUUGGCCUCUUGGAGUACAUAUACAAAUGCAGCAGGGUUAAAGUGAAGCUGGCACCGUACACCUAGCUGGUUUACUUUUAUGUAACGUCUGAUGUUUUGUGGUGUGAAUAUAUCUACACUGAGGUGGGGCUUUAAGAUGAAAAAAGUGAUUGGGAAUUGUUUUAAGUGUGACAUUUUUGGGAGUCCACUGUUUUAGAAUGGUUAUUGUUUAGUGGGACGAUUUAGUUUGAAUUGAUUACUUCAGAUCUGUGCUGUGUUAUAUCUUUGUUGACUUUCAUACAAAUGUAAAAUGGAAAUUGUGUCAACUUUGAAGAAAGUGCCUGAGUAUGUUUAAGUAUGAGUUGUUUGUUUUAUUUACAUGAUCAUGGUAAAUCAUUCAGCCUUUGCCUUAAGACCAGUGCUAGCUUGCAGAAACAAUAAAGACCUAUCUUCCAUUCCAUCUCUGAAGAUUUCAUGCUCAGAGCCUAUCGAAGAAAUUUCACCAAGGAACUGCUUUUAAAGGAAGACUGUAACUGUGAUGAUAGUAUCUUGAUUGUUGUGGUGCUAAUAUUUAUGUGUGUAUAUCUGUGGUAAAGGGGCAGACUUGAAAUACAUACUGUUUCCACUUUGUGUCAGGGAUAUGUUCAACUGAAGGAUAGACCGAAAAUUAUUGCGAUGUAUGAUCAUUUGACAGAAAUAGCUAAUAAGUUAAUGUGUGGAAGAGGAAGAACUUUUUUUCUUUUUAAUUAAUUCUGAUGUAAUAUCCUUUUUGAAAAAUUUCACUUUUCGUUCAGUUGUAUGAAAGCUUUUUAAAUUCUUUUGUUUUUUCUAUUACUCUUGUUAUUUUCUGCUAAACAACAUACUAGAGUUAAUGUCCGUAUGAAAAUUAAUAUGGCAAAAUAACAUGUAUCUAUGAAUUUUGGUUCUUUUUCACACAAUUUCAAAUAUUUAGAGUCUAUUCUCCAUAUGUAUUUCCUCUGAACUGAGCGAGAAAGUGAACAAAAUGUCUUAAUGAAGUACUCUUAAAGUACUAAAAUUGUCUUCUAUUUUCAUUUUUUCACUGAAUGAUCCACCAGUAACCAAUAUUUAGACGAUUCUCUUUCUGUUUGUCUACUUACAAUUUAUAUUUCACGAGCUGUUUUAAUAGAGAAUCAUUCAUCAAUUCUAGUUUCUUUUAGGAUUAGGAUUUCCUUUCUAAUGCAUUGUAAUUGUUUGUGUUCUAAGUGGAAAUUGAUUUUUCAGUUUUUGAUCCUAUUAGAUAAUUGAUAAUGUGUUGACAAAUUGUUGGAUUGCAUUAUGUCUAUACUUUGAAAGUUUGAACCAAAAAUUUGGGGGGUUAUGGGGGUAGUGGUGGUCACUUUUUUGCUGAUUGAAAAAUUUCGAUCAUUUUUUCAAAGUUAAGAAUACUGAGAAAGGCGGGGGUGGGGGGUAGUAAGCUAUAAGAAAUAAUUAUCUACAUCAAGAACAGAUUAAAAUUUGAAACCAAAAUUAAGCAGAACAUUUCUCAUAAAGCACAUUGCUUUAUAUUUUUGGAGGUACUUUAUAAUAGCCCAAGUAAUAGGUUGUAUUGCAGUAACAAAGUCAUAUGGUGAAACCCUGUUUUAUGAAUAUGAAUACAGUGCAUCCAUCAUUUGUAACAAAGCAUUGUCUUUGUAGACUUGCUGUCAAGUAGUGUUUUACAUAUUGGAGUUGAUUUUUAAGUGGAGAUUAAUUAAAGCUGUUUAUCAUGUAUGGAAAAUAAAGUUAUGAAAAUAGCA
Molecule: messenger RNA, 6454 nt
Organism: Lingula anatina
Lineage: Eukaryota; Metazoa; Brachiopoda; Lingulata; Lingulida; Lingulidae
Product: F-box only protein 33
Biological process (GO): positive regulation of protein ubiquitination
Molecular function (GO): protein binding
Source: RefSeq, a predicted model, not a curated record